CCGCGCAGACCAGCGCACAGACAGGCUGCAGCUGCGGACCGGCGGGCAGACAGGAGGCGUGCAGGAGCCGCGGGCGUGGAGUACUGGGGCGCAGGGGGUGUCCCAAAAACCAGGAAGGAGGACAAUGGACUCCUUAAAACUCCUCCACGUCCCGCUGGCCAUGCUGACCUCAGCAUCCACUCUCCUCGCUCCCAGGAUGCUCUGGGUCCUCUUGUUCUUGGCCACCUUCAGGAGUGCUCAGAGUGGAAACUGGGAUCACCCCAACUGCACCAGGGGUGUGGUUUCUGUGUUGCGGGGCAAGCCAGCCACGAUAACCUGCAGCAUCUCCAAUGCCUUCUCCCACAUCAACAUCUCCCUGCAAACGAACCCCACGGCACCCUGGAAGCUCAUCUUCAGUGUAAAGGCCCCAGGAAACUUCAGCCAGGAUGGAUGGCAGCUCUGGAUUCGAGAGGGCGAGGCGCAUCUGGUGAUUGAAGAAGCCCAGGACACCCAGGCAGGGCAGUACAAGUGGAAUCUGAAGGGGCGCCAGAGAAAUGUCGAAAUCACCACUCUGAACGUCUCGGAGCCGCAAGACCUGCUCCUCACACCUUCCGCAGGCCCAGAAAUGAAGCUGCGCAGUCUCAAGACUGAUCCCGAGGACAAGAGCCAGAUCCAAGUGGUCUUCCCCAUCCUCGCCCUGGUCAUCCUCUUCAUCCUACUGAUCUGCACGCUGGCCUGGUGUCGAAGGCAUCGUUCCCCACUCUCCAGGCUUCAGCAGCGCCUGAAAGUGGUACUGGGAGGUGGCGGUGGCACGCCGUUGGGCACCACAGACAGGAAGAACCGUGACACCUCGGUGAGAGGGGCCCCUGCUCUUCCUUCUGCAGUGAGCAUGGUUGGGCUCCUGAGGCUCCUGCUGCUCCCCUUGCUCCAGGCCUCCCGAGAGGUGUGGCAGUCCCCCAGCAAAAUGAUCGCUUUAGAGGGGGACUCCGUCAACAUCACCUGCUCCACCCCGGGCACCCUGCAUGGCAUCUACCUGAAACAAACGUGGCCAAGCAACAGCGAUGUGAUUUACUAUGAAGAUGGGUUGGAGCCCACCGUGGACCCGCGGUUCCAGGGCCGCAUUGCCUUCUCAGGGCUGCAACACAACCUGACCGUCAGCUUGUACCACCUGCAGUUGGCUGACACCGGGGGCUACACCUGCGUGGCCAUAAUGGAUGAUAAGAUCUUUGGUCCUGGCACCUUGGUCAUGGUGACAGACCAACUGCCCCAGGCAGUGAACACGUGCCAGGAGUCUUGGCUGAUACACUUUGCCCUCCCCACGACCCUGGCUGUGGGCUUCUUCCUCAUCGGGCUGGGACUGGGAGCAGUGUGUGUGCUGAAAAGAACACAGAUCCAGAAACUCUGCUGUGCGAAGGAUAAGAGCCCAGUGUACGUGGUCUAUGAGGACAUGUCCCACAGCCGCUGUAACACCAUGUCCAUCCCCAACCAAUACCAGUGAGCCCGCAGGACCCCAGGCCCGCCUCUGUCCAGCAGAGCUCUGGGCCGAUCAUCCACCCAGAACGAACACACAGGCAGCUUCCCACAGUAGUCAGGCUCCCACAGCCUCCUCCAGGAAGCCCUCCUUGCCUGCCUCCCACCCUUGAGGCUGCUCCUGGCACCUUGGAACCACUGGGAAGGAAACUUCUCUGUCCCACGGCUACCCUGGCCCUUGCAUGGCAGAAGAGGCUGCUCUGAAGGAUAGACUUGCCUUGGGGCAGUGGUCAACUGGGGGACUGGGACCUGAACUCUGACCCCAGUCAAGCCUUGCCAGAAAUAAAGGACUUCUCUUCUCCCCUUUCCAA
This is a messenger RNA of Odocoileus virginianus texanus, 1820 nucleotides long. NCBI's taxonomy places the organism in Eukaryota, Metazoa, Chordata, Mammalia, Artiodactyla, Cervidae. The record is from RefSeq and is a predicted model, not a curated record.